This is a messenger RNA of Mycetomoellerius zeteki, 5397 nucleotides long. RefSeq names its product Trehalose transporter 1-1. The transcript is spliced from 7 exons. Lineage: Eukaryota; Metazoa; Arthropoda; Insecta; Hymenoptera; Formicidae. Gene Ontology annotation, molecular function: sugar transmembrane transporter activity. The record is from RefSeq and is a predicted model, not a curated record. Gene Ontology annotation, cellular component: membrane. The coding region runs from base 1472 to 3388 and encodes 638 amino acids. Gene Ontology annotation, biological process: transmembrane transport; carbohydrate transport.
ACCUCCCGAACCGAUUAGCAAAGUUCCCCAAAACACACGUAACAUCAGACUUUUCCAUGUCAACCGAGCCGUAGGAGCGUAACGACCGGACGAUUGAGAAAAUCGACACGAGACGUAAACGACAACAAAACGGCAUAUUUUGGAGACGUCAACACACCGUGGAGAGAGAGAGAAAGAGAGAGAGAGGGAGGGAGAAAGAAAAAACAGAGAGGAUAAAUCGAGAUUCUUGAACCCGUUCUCGAGCGACAAUCAUCAGGAAUUCUCGUUGUUUAAAUACACCGAGAACCCACACGUCAUCGACGAUAAGGCCACCGAUAGGCGACGUGUAAAAAGAAGAAUUUUGCGGUCGCGAGAGAGAAGAAUCCGAUUUUUUUUUUUUUGUGAAAAGGAAUUUCCUCACACGUGGUGGGACCCCUUUCCCCGGUAGCUUUCCGAACGAAUUCGUAGACGGGAGCAACAGAAGCGAACCGCGGCGAUAACUAUACUAUAUCCGCGACACGGAGCCGGCGUAGUGGUGCGGUGGAGGUGGUGAAUCACGGAGACAGGUAGCGAGCCCGAGAGAACGGUUCUCAUUUAGGCUCCGAUCGUUCCUUGCGUCACAUCUCUCGAGGGUGCGUAACACCACGCCAACGUUCGCACACCUGGCUCUCUUGCCCGACGACGCACCAACGUUCGCACGUAUACGCACGCACGCACGCAUUCAUCCAACUAAGCCACUCCAUCCGAUCGAUCGACCGACCACCCACGCACGCACGCGGAGUGCCGCGACUACGUAGACGCGAUACGCGGUAUCGAACGCGAUCGAUCGAAGACGCGCGGAAAGAAAGCGCGUUUCAAUCGGUCGCAGCUGUUGUCAGCGAACGACACGGUGACGACGACAACAACAACGACAUUCUGUCACACGACGUUCGGGGUAUCCUGCCCGCUGUCAUAACAGAGCCACGUGUGAUCGGCUACGACGUGCGCGCGCGCGCAAACGAGUACGGGAUAACGCACGCACGCACGUAUAAUAUACAUACGCGCGCACCUGCGUACGUAGCCACCCACGCACGCGUCCGCCGGCAGAUCAAGGCGCACUGCACGCGCCGGUCGCACAUUGACGAGAGAGGAGUCGCGCGCGACCUAGCCGACGGCCACCCAUAUAUCUCAUCGGCGUCGCUCGUGAGGGGCACCCGAAGAGGCAGGCCCAACCGAAGCAGCUGGAAGUAAUUCUUAUUUGACGGGAUAAGCGGCCGAUAACCCACGACUACGACCAAUUUAAAGGCUCGCGCCAAUACCAGGCCAAGUCACGACGACGACGACAUCGGAGGAGAGUCCCAACGACGACACCCAGCAGCUGGUCGUUUAGAGACACACUUGCCCGCGAGAGAGACGCGAGAGAGACGCGACAGAGUGUGAAAAGCCGCACAGUCGGCGCUCGUCAAUUCUUCCCCUUUCCCCCUACUGACGACAGUACCUACGCGACGACAGGAUGCCCGGCUUCCAAAGGAGACAGAUGAUGCAGCCAUGGCCCCUAUGCCUGCCGCCCUUCGCGAAAACGAAGGAGCGCAGCGUUUUACCCAAAUAUCCGAGGGUUUCCCCGGUCAUCAGACCUUCGCCGUCCAGUUCUGGGUCCACCCUAGACUGUUCGUCGAACACCAUCCUCGUGACAAAUACCAGUCCUUUCAACAGCCAGACCGCCCUUAUCACCGAGAAGAGAUACUUCUCCGGCGACGCUGGCAAGGGAUCCAAUCACUACUAUGCCGAGAACUUGAGGAACAAUCAUCAAAAGGCUUUAAACAGGUCGCGGAUCUACGAUCCGCUCAACAAAACGCAAGACGUCGAUUACAAACAGCUAGAUCCAUUACUACCGAGCGAACAAAGUUCAAGCAUCACCAUCCUCAUGGAUCCCCCGGACGUGAGAGUACCAAAGGAGUUGCAGGAACCCAUCCGAUUGCCGUCCUCAGAAUUCAUUAGGGAACCCAAACCAUCAUGGUUACGAUUUGCCGCCCAGAUAUUAGCUGCAUUAUCGGUGUCGUUGGGUUCGAUGCAAGUCGGCUAUUCGUCUUCCUAUACAUCGCCAGCGCUGGUGUCCAUGCGUGAUAACGCUACAGCGAGCUUCGAAGUCACCAAACAGAUGAGCAUGUGGAUUGGGUCACUUAUGCCAUUGAGUGCACUUGUCGGUGGUAUCGCUGGAGGACCGCUCAUCGAAUAUAUAGGAAGGAAAAAGACAAUACUUUCUACUGCGUUUCCAUUUAUCGGAGCAUGGCUCUUAAUCGCGAUGGCUCAAAAUAUUCCGAUGGUAUUGGCUGGGCGUGCGUUAUGCGGUUUUGCCGUAGGCGUUGCUUCUUUAGCGUUACCUGUGUACUUAGGCGAAACGAUACAGACAGAAGUGCGUGGUACUCUUGGUUUAAUGCCUACCGUUUUUGGUAACUCCGGAAUAUUACUAUGCUUCGUAGCGGGUAUGUAUCUGGAUUGGAGAAAUCUGGCGCUGGUAGGGGCGAGUUUACCACUACCAUUCUUGAUUUUGAUGUUCAUAAUUCCGGAAACGCCAAGAUGGUACAUUUCCAAGGGGAAGACAAAGAUGUCCCGAAAAUCUCUUCAAUGGUUGCGCGGUAAAGACACAGACAUAACGGACGAAUUGACUAUGAUCGAGAAAUUACAUCAGGAAUACCUCGACAGUGAGCGAAAUACUUCCCAAAGUAUAAUCUCGGAAUUGCUGAAGAGUAAAAACCUCAGACCUCUCCUCAUUUCUUUGGGUCUAAUGCUGUUCCAACAAAUGUCUGGCAUCAACGCGGUGAUAUUCUAUACGGUGCAAAUAUUCCAAGACGCUGGUAGCACAAUCGAUGAGAACAUCUCGACCAUAAUCAUUGGAAUAGUGAAUUUCAUAUCCACCUUCGUCGCCGCGUCUGUGAUCGACAAGCUGGGCAGGAAGAUGCUACUGUACAUAAGCGCCAUACUGAUGAUUCUAACCCUCUUCUCCCUUGGCGGAUUUUUCUACGUGAAGUCAAUGGGUGUGGACGUGACGGCCUUCGGCUGGCUGCCACUGGUCAGUUUGAUCGUGUAUGUGAUAGGUUUCUCACUGGGUUUCGGGCCUAUUCCUUGGCUGAUGAUGGGUGAGAUCCUGCCCGCCAAGAUCCGUGGCUCCGCCGCGAGCAUCGCGACCGCCUUCAACUGGAUGUGCACCUUCAUCGUAACGAAGACCUUCGAGGAUGUCAUAGGAGUGAUCGGUGCGCACGGCACCUUCUGGAUGUUCGGCAUAAUCGUCGUGGUGGGCUUUGUCUUCGUGAUCGUCAGUGUGCCGGAGACCCGCGGCAGGUCGCUCGAGGAGAUCGAAAAGAGGUUCACAGGUCCAACUAGAAGGAUGAGCGCAGUCGCCAAUAUGAAACCGACGCCGAUGUCGUGCUAGCUGCUGAACUUCCGAUCGCGACUCGCGAUGAAGAAACUCGUUCGAAUAAAAAAUAGGAUUCCUUACGAUGUCCUUCUAAAGGAAAGAUUCCCUUACAGAUAUGCUUCCCUUAAAGGGAAGUUCGAAGGGAAGUUCAGGUUCGAAGGUUAUACUUCUCUCUUCUGUGUAAAGAGAAGCGUCUGUUCUUUUUUCUUGGCUUUUCCUACUUUACUCUUAUUUCUAAAAUCUUCGGCUCCCUUUCGCGAGAUAUAUUUGUUAUAACGAAGUUAGAGCGAGAGCGAUUCGGAAAUAAUCGAUAAAAGAUGGAAAUCGGUCGUAGAUCUGAAUAGUAUGUAUAAAUACGCGAACAAAAGUGCUUCUCAUAAGAUUCACAUCUCUUUAAACAAGUUGAAGAGGCAAUUGGGUGAAAAGUUCUAUCAAUUGAAAAAUUUAGUGCAAUAGAGAUUAUUAAAAGAUCUAUUUUAAAAAAGUUAGUUAAGAUAAUUCCUCGACUGUACUUUUAAACAGAAUCUUACGAUAUAAGAAAAAACACAUUGUCUUCGUUCAUUCGCUUCUUCAAUUAGCCUCGUGAAACUUCGGCAGAUUUCGCUUUAACCAUAUUCCUAUCCAAUACGAGGAUCAGACCUAACAAGUUAGUGCCAAUCUUGUCGAGAACCCAAAUUGCGAGGCCAAUUAAGUAGCUUCGUGGAAUAUAAAUGUGUUACGCUUUCCCACCGGGGAAAUGGCAAAAUAUGUGACUAUCAGCUGUUGACUAGGUGUGUAGUUGCAAUUGUUCUUAUUAUUCCCGACAGUCCUACAGGGCCUACCUCAAGUUAAUACUGCUCUAUUAGAGUAUAGCAGAUAAUACUGUCGUUAGAGAUGUACGCGUAGGUCAACGCUAGUCGCGCGCGAGCACGCGUUUCUUUUUUUAUAGCGUAAUUUGCGUGGGGCUGUGGUAUCGCAUAGGUUCUGUGUGAUACGAUUAAUCGUCACGUGCACCUUGAAUUUGAAUUAAAAGCACGCGUAACAUGUGUGUAUUUUUAUAUGUAUGUAUGUAUAUACCAUAUGUAUAUACCUAUAUACAUACACACAUUAUAUGCCGACCAAGAAACCGGUCUUUCGAACAGAGGCGAAUUUCCCGUGCGACAAUAACGUUUAAUCAAUCGCGUUCUCGUCACAGUAAUUACGAAUUGUAAAUAGUCGAAGAGAUUUACACGCCAUAGUGAUAUUAUCUACGUCCAAGAAAAAUUGUUGUUAAUUUCAGUCGUAACUAAACAAUUAUUUUUCUAUUGCCUCUUUCUUAUUUUUAGAUUAAAUUUAGAAAAAGAUAGAGAGGAAGAAUGAAAACUGAGCUAUGAUUGUAGUUAAUCAGCAUUGAAAAAAUUGAUCGUAAGUGGAACGAUAUGAUUCCAGCAGCCAGUAUGAUCGUAAUCUUCGUAUUAAACUAAUGAUGCUUGAUAUCGGACGGCUGCAUCAAUGUGAGAUGUGAUUUUAAAUGUACGUACGAUAAUUUAAGCGUUAUAAUACAUAGCAGAUAUAUAUUUUUAAAGCGAAGAAUUACGAAAAGUGGAAGCGUAGUUAUAAACUCGAGAUGAAGUUCUUGGCUGCUUUCCUUUUAAGAGACACAAGUAUCGUUCUAUCUUUGUCACUCUCUGAAUGUCCAAGAAGGAUAGAACGACGCUUGUGUCGAUUUGUGUCAUCAAAUGGAAAACAGUGCUUAGGAAGUUAGUAAGAAUACGUAACGCUGGAGGAAAACAGACAAAUGUAAUAUAGUCGAGUCGCCUAUGUUCGAAAGUUAGGGUAAAGCUGCGUCGAGCAUCUGACGAGUGUUCUCGGUCAAGUAAUUUAAUAGAGAACAAUUCGCUGGUAAAUUAUUAUGAGAGAUAUUAUAUUAUAUAGAGGAAUACAUUAUUUGUAUAUUUUACAUAAAUUAUUGAUACAUAUUUGUAUAUAUUUGUUAUCAACAAUUUAUCGCCUGAGAUUGUAAAAAAGAGAAUUAUGUACACAUUAAAAAAUCUAUUUUUCAUAAA